This is a messenger RNA of Brenthis ino (lesser marbled fritillary), 1566 nucleotides long. NCBI's taxonomy places the organism in Eukaryota, Metazoa, Arthropoda, Insecta, Lepidoptera, Nymphalidae. The record is from the annotation of a GenBank genome assembly.
AUGGAUAUCAACCAUGUAGUAUUGGAUAAAGAAGCAAUCAACCGAUUUGAACAGUAUACGUUGGCAAAGCCCGCGCUCAAUGGAGGUAUCCCUUUGGACAAGUGCCAGGAUGCGGAUUCUAUGGCGUCUAAUAGUAGAAAGAAAGUACAAACUCCGAGGCAGAAAGUUGUUUGCUGCUUUUGUUUUAAAACAACUAAGUAUAGGCGAAAGCAAUUCAUUAUCGGUUGUCUUACAAAUAGCGUAAUAUUUUCGGUUUUAUUGGCUUAUACGUUUCUGGGCUCAGUCAUAUUUUUAUCAAUAGAAGGCGGAGCCGAAGUUCCAGUCCGACCUAGAAUACUACCAGAUAAACAAAAGAUAACACACAAAGAUAAUAAUCCUAAUAAAAAGGACGUAGAGUAUGAUUAUGACUAUGGGAAUUUAACGUUAUCCGCUAACUAUUUCUGGGAAGCGAGAAGCAGAGCCGUUGAAAAUAUUUGGGAGAUAACAGUAUCAUUAAAUAUUUUGUACAGAGAAAAUUGGACACGGCUAGCUGCACAAGAAAUUUUAAAGUUUCAAAAUGAGUUGAUGCAAAGGGUUACGACAGAAAUGGCGUCGCAAUAUGGCGUCAGUUACAGAGAAAUGGCACUGGGCGAAUUUACUGGGAAUGACAUUAGCAACCAUUACGAGGAGCACGAAUGGAAUUUGGCGCUCGCAUUUUUCUACUCUUUAACUGUUCUCACAACAAUUGGUUAUGGCAACAUCGCUCCGAGGACAAUAUUGGGAAAAGGUGUUACUAUAAUUUAUGCUCUUUUUGGGAUACCUUUAACACUUGUAUAUCUUUCGAGUGUUGGAUCACUGCUAUCCAAAAUGGCUCGAAGUGUCUUCAGUAGAGCUCUUUGCUGCUGUUUAUGUUCUAACUGUGGCUAUUGCUGCUACGAUGAAAGAAGAAUGGCUGAAAAAGAAAGACGAAUGAAACUAAAAAGGCAACAAGAAGAAAUGCUUAAUAGUCAAAACACAAGUAAAACACCUACAGAGGAAUGUUACGUAUUAAAAACAGACAGUCAUAAAGAUUCGUCUAUAUCAGAGAGACCUACAACGAGUACAGCCAAAGAUGACAUUAUUAGUUGGCCCGAUACUGAUUCUAAAGUAUCAAUGCAUGGUUUAAGCAUAUUAGCUCCUGUAUUGCUAUGUCUUGCAGCGAUAUUUAUUUAUAUAUCAAUAGGGGCUAUUGUUUUAUUAAAUUUAGAUAAUAUGAGUAUUGUAGAUGGGUUUUAUUUCUGUUUCAUGGCUUUAAGCACAAUUGGUUUCGGUAACAUUAUACCAGGGAUGAGUUACACCACUAUCAAUGGAGUGAGUAUAAUGGAAGAUAGUUCUACAGUAGAACGAAAUAGAGUUGAAAUUGACAAUAGGGAAGUAGUUUUAAGUGUAGAUGAAAUAUCAUUAGCAAUGGAUACUAAUGCAGAGUUCCCACCCCCACCUCCAGAAGAAGAAAUCAUUGCUAUAGUAACAAAAAAAGAACCAAAGAGUUCCUUAGGUAAUAUGGUAGCAUACAAUGCUCUACCUGAAAUGCUUGAGCAUGUCAAUACC